Molecule: messenger RNA, 705 nt
Organism: Drepanopeziza brunnea f. sp. 'multigermtubi' MB_m1
Lineage: Eukaryota; Fungi; Ascomycota; Leotiomycetes; Helotiales; Drepanopezizaceae
Source: RefSeq, a predicted model, not a curated record
AUGGCUACGAAACUCUGCUGGGACUUCAGCUGUGGUCACCAAGCAUACCAGAUAAAAGACCGAGAAGGGAAUUUUACCCUUGUGCUUCCAAAAUUGGCAGCUCGCAUUACAACACAAGUUCCCGAAGGGUGUCCGGAGUGUCGGGAAGCUCAGCGUGUUACAGAAGCUGCUAAAGAUGCUACGGAGCAGAAGGACCAGCAAGCUCUUGCCGUAUACAAAGCCCAAUCAGCAUUAUUUGAGCAACAAAUCGUUGACGCCAAAGAUAACCCAGACCUGCGAGCUGACAUCGAGAAACUACUCGUAAACUGCGAAGUCAUGCGGUGCAAGAAAAUAAUGCAGAUCGAGAUCAAAGCUGCCAUAGGUGCUAUUGCCACUGGGCCUUCUCUCAACACUACCUUAGCCUUCAAGAUCGACACGGCGCUCGAGAAGCUGAAUUGCCUCAAAAAAGCAGAGGGCAUCACCAAUGAGCGGCUGCAAAAGCUAGCUGCUCAUGAGAAGGGACAUGUUAAUGGUCUGCUCAUCUCAUCUCUGCUACAAUCAAACACCCGCGACACGAGUUGGAGCGCGAUACUUCAGGAGAUGGAGCAGGUCAAGAAAAAUUAUGAGGAGCGGGUGAAGGGCGAGUUUUGGGACUUGAAGGAGGUGUUCGAGGAGACUUGGGCGAGAGCUGUUAAUCUGAUGGGCGGCGAAGAGGCGAGCGGGUAA